Messenger RNA from Sorghum bicolor (sorghum), 1071 nucleotides. RefSeq lists its product as uncharacterized. Lineage: Eukaryota; Viridiplantae; Streptophyta; Magnoliopsida; Poales; Poaceae. The transcript is spliced from 3 exons. The coding region runs from base 1 to 1071 and encodes 356 amino acids. The record is from RefSeq and is a predicted model, not a curated record.
AUGCCUAGGAAGAGAGCCCUUUCUCGAAGUCAAUUGGAUGAUUCAACAUCCGAUGAUGAUGAUUUUGACAUGUUAUCGGCUGCUGUAAUUGUGGACUCCUUUGCCAAUGCCGAAAAGAAACACGGUGGCUCUGUCGCAGGCCAUAGAGUUCUUCACCGUGAUAGAGAAGCCGGCCACGAGAGGUUGUUUCAAGAUUAUUUGGCGGAGAAUCCAACAUAUGGCCCUGAAAUAUUUCGACGAAGGUACAGGAUGUCUAAAGAGCUUUUCGUACGGAUAAUGAAUGCGGUUGAAGCACAUGAUGAUUACUUUGUGCAGAAAAGGAACGCAGCUAAUGUACUUGGUUUGAGUUGCCUACAAAAAGUCACUGCAGCAAUACGUAUGCUCACGUAUGGUGUUCCCGCUGAUGCGACCGAUGAGUACGUUCGCAUUGGCGAAAGUACUGCACUAGAGAGCUUGCGGAGGUUUGUUACUGCAAUUGAUGAAAUAUUUGGAGAAGAAUAUCUCAGAUAUCCCAAUGAGGCGGAUACGGCACACUUACUUGCAAUGGGCGAGCAACAAGGCUUUCCGGCAGAAGGAAAAGCUCCGGAAGUCAAAUUUUCUGUUAAUGGUCAUGAUUAUACAAUGGGUUAUUAUCUUGCAGAUGGAAUAUACCCCACAUGGGCUACUUUAGUCAAGUCGAUCACCAAACCUAUGGGGAACAAGAGACAAUAUUUUGCUAAAGCGCAAGAAGCAGCCAGAAAGAUGGUCGAGAGAGCUUUUGGGGUUCUACAGUCAAGGUUUGCAAUUGUUCGAGGGUCAGCUCGCUUUUGGGACAUAGAAACAUUAACAAAGAUUAUGAGAGCUUGUGUCAUCAUGCAUAACAUGAUUGUGGAAGAUGAAGGCUUCAUCGUUGACCCAAAUGAACGUUUUGAUUAUGGUGGUGACAAUGUUGAAGCCGAGCAUGACAAGCCUACCCGUACACUUGAAGAGUACAUUGAAGCUCAUAGAAAGAUCCGGGACAAGCAAACACAUGUUCAAUUGAAAGAAGAUCUCAUCGAGCACCUCUGGAACAAGCACCCAGAUUUAUAUUAG